AUGAGCUUCUUCUCCGGCAGCAGCAAGAACCACCUGAGGACAUUCAGGGCAAAGAAGAGCUUGUCACCCAGGAACAAGGGUACGCAGUUGAGGAAGCUCAUUGACUCCACUCUCGGCAGCGGCAACCUGCGAGAGGCAGUCCGCCUGCCCACUGGGGAAGAUCUCAACGAGUGGCUGGCUGUCAACACUGUUGACUUCUUCAACCACAUAAACGUCCUGUACAGCACCCUGGUGGAGUUCUGCACUCCACAUACCUGCCCAGUCAUGGCAGCUGGACCAAAGUACGAGUACAGGUGGGCCGAUGGAGUCAAUGUCAAGGUGCCCAUCAAGGUGUCUGCACCCAAGUACGUGGACUACCUGAUGGACUGGAUAGAAAUCCAGCUGGAUGAUGAAGACAUAUUCCCUCAACAGCUUGGAGCUCCUUUCCCUCCCAACUUCCUUGACGUUGUCAAGACGAUCUUCAAACGCCUCUUCAGGGUGUAUGCGCACAUAUACCACUCCCACUUUCAGAUGAUCGUCAAGCUCAAGGAAGAGGCACAUCUCAACACCUGCUUCAAGCACUUCGUGUUCUUCGCACUGGAAUUCAACCUGAUCGAGAGCACAGAGCUGACUCCUCUCAGGGAGCUGAUCGAGCCCCUGAAAGUUCAGUACUAA
Molecule: messenger RNA, 654 nt
Organism: Sorghum bicolor (sorghum)
Lineage: Eukaryota; Viridiplantae; Streptophyta; Magnoliopsida; Poales; Poaceae
Product: MOB kinase activator-like 1A
Exons: 7
Coding region: 1-654 (217 amino acids)
Biological process (GO): positive regulation of protein phosphorylation; signal transduction
Cellular component (GO): cytoplasm; nucleus
Molecular function (GO): protein kinase activator activity
Source: RefSeq, a predicted model, not a curated record